Messenger RNA from Lotus japonicus, 1199 nucleotides. RefSeq names its product dihydroceramide fatty acyl 2-hydroxylase FAH1-like. The record is from RefSeq and is a predicted model, not a curated record. Lineage: Eukaryota; Viridiplantae; Streptophyta; Magnoliopsida; Fabales; Fabaceae. The transcript is spliced from 7 exons. The coding region runs from base 270 to 986 and encodes 238 amino acids. Gene Ontology annotation, molecular function: iron ion binding; fatty acid 2-hydroxylase activity. Gene Ontology annotation, biological process: fatty acid metabolic process; lipid biosynthetic process. Gene Ontology annotation, cellular component: endoplasmic reticulum; membrane.
ACGUUUGACACUUGGACGCCAGGUCAUGAAAAACCAAGGGUGGAAAAAUCACUGUGUGGUGUCUGUUUUUGAAUUGCUUUCUAUUCUGAGCCAACCUGUUCACGUGCAAUGCGCCAAUACAUAAAUCACAUCACCACCAUUUCCAGCUUCAGAUUCAGAUUCACAACUCAAGACUCCCUCUCUAACGCGCCCAAGAGGGAGCACCACCACCACCACCACCACAACCACCACCGCUUUGAAUCUCACCUCAUUCUUCCCGUGGUUGCAAGAUGGUUGUGCAGAAUUUUGUUGUUGAUUUGAACAAGCCCCUUGUUUUCCAGGUUGGGCAUCUUGGAGAAGCCUAUGAUGAGUGGGUUCACGAACCUAUCAUAAGCAAGGAAGGUCCUCGUUUCUUCCAAAGCGGUGUUUUGGAGUUAUUUACGCAGACUGCUUGGUGGGUGAUUCCAAUUAUUUGGGUGCCGGUUGCAUCUUGGUUCAUUUCUGGCUCUGUGAAAGCUGGCCUCCCUUGUUCUCAUGUGGCUCCUCUGGUGUUUCUUGGCAUUUUCCUUUGGACAUUGGCGGAAUACUUGUUGCACCGUUUUCUUUUCCAUGUUAAAACCAAGAGCUAUUGGGGAAAUACCUUGCAUUAUCUUAUGCAUGGCUGCCACCAUAAACACCCCAUGGAUAGCUUAAGACUUGUUUUCCCCCCAGCUGCUGCCGUUAUAUUAGCUGUGCCGAUCUGGAACAUUGUGAAGCUUGCAUCAACCCCUUCAACUGCUCCUGCUGUGUUUGGAGGUAUUCUUUUGGGCUAUGUGAUGUAUGAUUGCACCCAUUACUACUUGCACCAUGGUCAACCAAAGACUGAAGUGCCUCGAAGUCUUAAGAAGUACCACUUGAAUCAUCACUAUCGGCUCCAGAGCUAUGGCUUCGGUAUCACUUCACCACUAUGGGAUAAGGUUUUUGGAACGGUUCCUCCUCCAUUAAAGGCGGAUGCCAAAAGUAGAUAAGUAACAGACAAUGCUGCAUUUGUUCAUUGGUUAAGAUCAUAGCAGAUUCAGGAGUUCAGACAAAAAAAGUCAAGAGUUCAUGCUUUUUAUUGUCUAAUUUUUCUUUCUCCUUAAUUGAUGUUUGAGGGUUAAUAUGCCACCUUGUGUUAAACAUCCUGUAAAAUUGUAACAUGUAUCAAAUUCAUAGUAUAAAACUCUCCUAUUUGGGCACAA